AUCUGCUUGGAUUCGGCUUGAGACGAGAUUCUUGAGUUGUGCGGCUCAGAAGUGGUUUUUGUUUUUGUUUUUGUUUUUUUCGUUAUCUGCACCUUGAAGCAUGCAGAUGAGGUUGCGAUUGCGAUCGUUAUCAUGGUGCACGUGUGCCCCCUUGCAGUUGUGUUUUCCGAGUAAACGAGAGCGGGCACUGGCAUGAAGAGCCGUACAGACUUACACGUCAAAUCGGAAACUACCAAGUUCAAGGACAAACGAUAUCAUUAUCAUCACCAGCGAUCACACGAUGACGAUGACGAUGACGAUUACGAUUUACAAUCGACUCGAGCAGAGCGCGAUUCGCGGGGGAUACACAUGUCUAGUGCGCCAAGUGCGAACUAUGAAGCCUCCCGGAGGGCAUGCACCGAAUUGCUCCCCCCUCCCCCAAACACGACGCCGCAAGUCGUGAAACAGACGCCGAAUGGCGGGUCGGGACCUUUUUGCCUUGGACGGAAGAGGGCUUCUGGGACCAUAAAACCAUUAGCUGAUCUUGAAUCUAUCUCGUUCACCAAACGUCCUCGCUGCUCGCAUCGGUCCCCGCACACCGUGACAUCGUCUCGGGCUGAAACUACCAUCAUGUCGGUCCUUGAUAGUCGUUCAGUUUUCGUGCUGUGAAUCGAGAGUCGAGGCCUGGACGUGACUGAGCGAGAAGGUGAUUAGGG
Molecule: messenger RNA, 695 nt
Organism: Serpula lacrymans var. lacrymans S7.9
Lineage: Eukaryota; Fungi; Basidiomycota; Agaricomycetes; Boletales; Serpulaceae
Exons: 2
Coding region: 193-648 (151 amino acids)
Source: RefSeq, a predicted model, not a curated record